AUGCCCACAUCCAAUGAUACACAGUUCCACCCUCCCUACUUCCUGCUUCUCGGCGUCCCAGGUUUAGAAACUAUUCACAACUGGAUUGGCUUCCCUUUCUUCAUAGUGUAUCUGAUUGCAUUGGUGGGCAAUAUUACCAUACUCUUUGUGAUCCAAACUGAGCGGAGUCUCCACCAACCCAUGUUCUAUUUUUUGGCCAUGCUGGCCACCAUUGAUCUUGGGCUUUCAACAGCUACUAUCCCUAAAAUGUUGGGCAUCUUCUGGUUCAACUUGAGAGAGAUCAUUUUUGGAGCCUGCUUGACACAGAUGCUCUUCAUUCAUAACUUUACCGGCAUGGAAUCAGCUGUACUCCUUGCCAUGGCUUAUGAUCGUCAUGUGGCUAUCUGCAACCCACUGCGCUAUAGCAUCAUUCUCACUAACAGGGUGGUAGCAGCAAUUGCUGUUGGAGUUCUGGUGAGAUCUUUCCUUUCAGUGAUUCCCUUUGUGUUCCUGAUCUUGCGCCUACCUUUCUGUGGUAACCAUAUCAUUCCCCACACCUACUGUGAGCACAUGGGCCUGGCUCGUCUGGCAUGUGCAAGCAUCAGGAUCAACAUCAUUUAUGGUUUAGGUGCCAUUUCAAUCUUGGUGUUUGACAUCAUAGCCAUUGCUAUCUCUUAUGGCCAGAUCCUCCAAGCUGUCUUUCGUCUCCCCUCCCGGGAUGCUCGUUUAAAGGCUCUGAGCACUUGUGGUUCCCAUGUUUGUGUCAUCCUGGCCUUCUAUACCCCAGCCCUCUUCUCUUUCAUGACUCAUCGCUUUGGCCGGAAUGUCCCCCGCUACAUCCAUAUCCUACUGGCCAAUCUAUAUGUUGUGGUCCCACCAAUGCUCAACCCAGUUAUCUAUGGUGUCAGGACGAAGCAAAUCCGGGAACGAGUGUUAAAAAUGUUUUUUAAAAAGUGA
Molecule: messenger RNA, 936 nt
Organism: Gracilinanus agilis (Agile Gracile Mouse Opossum)
Lineage: Eukaryota; Metazoa; Chordata; Mammalia; Didelphimorphia; Didelphidae
Product: olfactory receptor 52E2-like
Exons: 1
Coding region: 1-936 (311 amino acids)
Biological process (GO): G protein-coupled receptor signaling pathway
Cellular component (GO): membrane
Molecular function (GO): olfactory receptor activity; G protein-coupled receptor activity
Source: RefSeq, a predicted model, not a curated record